GCCGGCGUCAACCGGUCCGAGAGGAAGUUGCUAUGCCUUACAGUUAAUCGAGGCAAAAUCACUGGUUUAAUGCGACUCAGCAGCGCACUGUGAGAGUCCGAAGAUGUCGACUGCAGAAUGACCUCGGGGUGCUAGGGCUUGAAGGGCGGCGAUGCUUCCAUGCUUCUGUCCAGCAAGGGCGUGCUGGUUGCGUCACUGUCGUCUGAAUUGAGUGUCAAGCAACGAGCCAGUCGGGGAUUUUCACAGAGCGGCAACUUCUAUUUCGGCGCCCCUGCCAAGACCAAUGCCCCUCUAUCAAGCCCGCAGUCUGGGACCUUCGCGCAAACACCUCAAAAAGCUGAUUCAAAUCGGCGCCUGUCACUCCAAUUCCCCUUUUCCAAAAGCCAAUUCGAGCGUCGGAAACACUCGUUACUACGAGACCUUAAAGAAAGACAAUCUAAUUACAACAAAAACAAAAACGCUCUUUCGGCCCCAACAAAUGACCCAAACCGACCCUGUUCAGCCACCGGGCCCCGCCGGCCGCCGCCCGAUCCCCGUCACCAUCAUCACGGGCUUCCUCGGCGCCGGCAAGACCACCCUCAUCCUCAACCUCCUCCCGCAGCUGUGCGCGCGCAAUCCGGUCUACAGGCUCGCGCUGCUCAAGAACGAGUUCGGCGACCUGGCGGUCGACUCGCAGCUGGCGUCGGCGUCCGCCGUCGCCGGCGUCACCGAGCUGCUCAACGGCUGCAUCUGCUGCAACCUGGUCGGCCAGCUGGGGCCCGCGCUGGCCGAGCUGCGCCGCUCCGUCCGCCCCGACCGCGUCGUCGUCGAGACCAGCGGCAGCGCCUUCCCCGCCACCCUCGCCCUCGAGGUCAACCGCCUCGCCCGCGAGACCGGCGGCGAGUACGUCCUGGACGGCGUCGUCAGCGUCAUCGACGUGGAGAAUUGGGCCGGCUACGAGGACACCAGCUACACGGCCCGGCUGCAGGCGAGGUAUACAGAUCUGGUGGUGUUCAAUAAGUGGGAAGCGUGUGGGGAGAGGCGGUUCGAUGAGGUGCUCGACCGGCUGGGGGACUUGGAGGUGGAUGUGGCGUGGGUGAAGAGCGAUAAGGGGUGGGUCGAUGUCGACGUGGUGCUUGGGAUUGACGGCGCGCUGGCGAGGGGGCUGGUGGAAGAGGGGGAUUUUGCUGCGCAUGCUGCUGCUGCGGACGGGGAGUGCCAGCACGGGGACGGGUGCGGGCAUGAGCAUGAGCAUGAGAGGCAACACCACCAGUCGGAGGUCGAAGUGUUGUCGGUCGAGCUGAAGGGGGAGCAGGGCGCGGUGGUGGACGCGGAAAAGCUGCUGCGCUUCCUGAAGGCCACGCCGAAGGAUGAGGUAUACCGCAUCAAAGCAGUCUUGUCCGCUUCGGGGACUCUGCAAAAUUCGGAUGAUGUUGUGACCAUGCCGACGCCGCCACACGCAAGGAGCAGGUACAUCCUGAACUGGGCGUUUGGAAGAUGGACGUUUACGUCGAUGGGGGACGACGUCACGGAACACGCGUCGAGCAGCGAGGCCAUUCUCAGGAUGACAAUAAUCCUGGCAAGGUACGAGAGCGCCAAGUGGAAGAAAAAACUAGAAGCCGGCGGGUUACUGGAACUAGAGGGCACAUCCCGGGGAGAGCUGACCAUCACAAAGGUCAACUAGCUGGACUUGCAUAGAAUCGACUAGACUAGAGGAUAUACGCAUGUUGGACUCGUCACGUCUCGGUCACAUGGACCCGAAGUUGUCAUCUUGAUAACGCC
Molecule: messenger RNA, 1761 nt
Organism: Thermothielavioides terrestris NRRL 8126
Lineage: Eukaryota; Fungi; Ascomycota; Sordariomycetes; Sordariales; Chaetomiaceae
Exons: 1
Coding region: 479-1663 (394 amino acids)
Cellular component (GO): cytoplasm
Source: RefSeq, a predicted model, not a curated record